AUGGGGGAGGCAAAGAGUGGAGUGGCCGAUGCCCAGAGCCUGGGCCGUGCUUGUGAGCAGGCACACACACUGUAUCUCCCUCUGCCACGGGGCCCGGGGCGCUGCGAUUUCACACUCGGGCGGCCCUGUCACUGCCGCGCCAUUCAGGAGCUGGGCUCUCACUCCCACUCGGCCAUGUCCUCGUCAGGAAAAGCUGCCAUUGCCUCCUCCUGCCUCUCCUUCGAGUGCUUCGACACCCUGACCAAGUCAUGCAUCAAGUGCUCCGAUUUGUACAAGGACAACACAAGUAAGGGGACAAGGGCAGCUGGGGUUCUAUCUUCCCAGGGAUGGGCGGUGGUGGGUGAAGGAGGCUGGGGACACCCCAGGGCAGAGCCCACCCUGGCACCCACCCUGACCAGCACUUUCCUGAUCUUUGGUGUCCCGGUGGCAGUGGUGUUCAUCCUGAUUCUGGCUGCUCUCUGUGGCUUCCUGGCCUGUAAGGUGGGAAAGCGGAGGAGGAAGAGGAAAGCGGCAGAUGAAGAGGCCAAAGCAAACAUGGACACUGCCAGCCCCCUGCCCAGCCAAGACCCUGCCAUGCCAGAGGGAGAUGGUGCCCUGGACCCGGAACCAUGCUCGCACCUUGAUGGGGGCCUGAAGAUGCUGGGGCCACCCGAGAAAGCUAGGGCAAAGAGGAGGCCAUGCUGCCAGGGCAGUGCUGAUGGUGACAUCAUUCUGCUCUCCACUGUGUACCCCCGGCAUGAGGAAUGCAACCACAGCUUCCCACUACCUGCCACUGAGCUGGGGGCCACAGCUCUGGUCACCACCAAAACCACCCAGAACUGCGCCAGAGAGGAGCGAGUCUGA
Messenger RNA from Chiroxiphia lanceolata (lance-tailed manakin), 843 nucleotides. RefSeq lists its product as uncharacterized. Lineage: Eukaryota; Metazoa; Chordata; Aves; Passeriformes; Pipridae. Bases 1 to 843 code for a protein of 280 amino acids. Gene Ontology annotation, molecular function: signaling receptor activity. Gene Ontology annotation, cellular component: external side of plasma membrane. Gene Ontology annotation, biological process: T cell costimulation; B cell costimulation; positive regulation of T cell proliferation. The transcript has 4 exons. The record is from RefSeq and is a predicted model, not a curated record.